AGGUCUCUAGAAGUCUUUACGGUUGGCAGUAUGUAUUUCAUUUCAUUUUUUUCAUAUAUUCUUCAGAUUACCAUAGACAAAUACAAAAGUUGCUUAAUCUGCAGUCAUGUCAUUAAAUCCACAGAUUACAGAAAUCAUGAUGUCCAGCCAUAAUCCAUCUUUGCUGUGAAUGUGAAUGCGUUUCCUUUCCUUCCCAAAAAGUGAGGUUUAUCCCUAUUUAUAGAUUUUGUAUAAGUUUUGGUGUGUUAUAGUUUUCCGUUUGUGAUAAUUCGUAAAAAACUUAAGGAGAAGAUGUCUUCAGGAAGACCAAUCAAGUGCGUGGUUGUCGGUGAUGGCACUGUCGGAAAGACGUGCAUGCUUAUAUCGUACACGACAGACAGUUUUCCUGGUGAAUAUGUACCCACAGUAUUUGACAACUAUUCAGCACCAAUGGUGGUGGACGGAGUAGCAGUCUCUCUAGGCCUGUGGGACACAGCGGGGCAGGAGGAUUAUGACAGACUUAGGCCUUUAAGCUACCCACAGACUGAUGUCUUCCUCAUAUGCUUUAGUGUCACAAGUCCGUCAUCAUACGAAAAUGUUACUUCCAAAUGGUAUCCAGAAAUUAAACACCACUGCCCGGAUGCACCUAUUAUUUUAGUUGGUACAAAGAUCGACUUGCGAGAUGACCGCGAGACGCUUAGCCUGCUGUCCGAGCAGGGCAUGUCACCACUGAAGCGAGAACAGGGACAGAAGCUGGCAAACAAAAUUAGGGCCGUCAAGUACAUGGAGUGCUCGGCGCUAACACAACGCGGGCUCAAACAGGUGUUCGACGAGGCCGUGCGCGCGGUCCUGCGGCCGGAACCUCAGAAGAGGCAUCAGCGGAAGUGUCUGAUCAUGUAAAUAUGCUGUGACAGCAUCAGUGCUGUGACGUGACAGCAGUUGAAUCUCCAACAGUAAUAAUCUGUUUCUACACCGGUCACUUGCUCACCAUCCGU
Messenger RNA from Cydia amplana, 974 nucleotides. It is a transcript of the gene Mtl, whose product is annotated as ras-related C3 botulinum toxin substrate 1. The record is from RefSeq and is a predicted model, not a curated record. Gene Ontology annotation, molecular function: GTP binding; GTPase activity. The coding region runs from base 292 to 879 and encodes 195 amino acids. Gene Ontology annotation, biological process: small GTPase-mediated signal transduction. NCBI's taxonomy places the organism in Eukaryota, Metazoa, Arthropoda, Insecta, Lepidoptera, Tortricidae. The transcript has 6 exons.